Messenger RNA from Vavraia culicis subsp. floridensis, 2545 nucleotides. RefSeq lists its product as uncharacterized. Bases 399 to 1742 code for a protein of 447 amino acids. The transcript has a single exon. Lineage: Eukaryota; Fungi; Microsporidia; Pleistophoridae. Gene Ontology annotation, molecular function: lactose:proton symporter activity; lactose binding. The record is from RefSeq and is a predicted model, not a curated record.
CACGUUGGUUGUUUAAAUGCAUGGUGCUUAUUUAUUGCUUUUUGGCAAAUCUUGACGCUAUUUUAUAGCUUAUUUGGUGAUGGUGUCGAGUGUACAUCUAACAACUGUAGCAUUCCUCAAUUCCACAGCUCUUAUCGCCUAUAGUAACAGCGGCAGCAAGAAAUUAUCGUAUUUUGAAUACCCGAUCGAAGUACACGCACCUAUCCAUACGUUAAAAUAUUUUAAUCGCACGUCAAAAUGAAGCGAAAUGUCAAAAAAAGAAAAAAUUGCAAAAAGUGCUACUUUAAAAUAAAUGAAACCGAUAAAAAUGCAUCCCUGCCUCCGUACUCCACAAAAAUAUACCGUUCUGAAAAAUUCUUAUAAAGGAGUAUAAAUUGAAAAAUUUUUGUUCACCCCGCAUGGAUUGCCGGCUUUUUAGUUUGUUCAUGAUAUCAUUUUUCCUAUACGCGUCAAUCUACGCCGUCCAUAACUUUAUGUUCCAAAUAGUAAAGGAGACCGGAGUCGUCGACAAGAAGAAGUACUGCCUACUCCAGCUGCUUUACAUAUUUAAAUUUGCUGGUGUCGUUAUUUUUUGCAAUCUCGGCGAUAGAAAGGGAAUUCACAGGUACAUAUUGGCUGUCAACGUUAUUUUGUAUUCUUUCUCCAUGCUUGCUUUGUACAACCUGAGCUCAAUUGAAAGUUUGGGUUUGAGAAAGAUUAUGGUUAUAGUGACGAUCGUGUCGAGCUAUAUCUUCAUCAGCGGCACAUUUCCGCUUUUAGACUCACUGAUAUACAAUUAUUUGGAGCAUAAAGGAAUGGACGUGAGGCAAUCCGGCCGAGUUCGUAUGGGAGGAGCAUUAGGGAACAUGUUUGUCCAAGUCGUGUGCUCGAUGCUGCAGAAGUUCUUCAAGAAUAAACUAAAAGGUGAAGGGAUGGUGAAUCGCGAGAAUAUGGUCAAUAUCGGCUGUAAUUUAUUUUUUAGUGCUGGAACAGCACUCAUUGCUUUGCUGUUUGCACCAAAUUACGUUCUCGGUGAAAAAAUUGUCAGCAAACCAAAGAAGUCGUGGAACGUAAAGAAAAUGUUCAGUGACUUGAUGUCACUGUUCACUCCGCUCUUCGUGCUUUACACAGUGGCAGUGUUGGGCCAGGGAGUAGACAGAGCUGGUAUAUCGACUUUCCUGUCCAAAUACCUGGAUACCAAUGGAAUUGACAGGUCCUUUGUACAUCUCUUGUUUUUCUUUAGAUGCAUUCCAGAGAUACUUAUUUACGGGCUAUCACAGCAAAUAGAGAGUGUCCUUGGCAUGAAUGUGAUGUUUCUAUGUUCAGUCAUCGUAUCUACGUUUCGAUCGUUCUUCUACGCAUCGUAUGACUUUGGUGGUUCCAAAAGGACAGUGAUGACGAUCACCGUUAUAGCAGAGAUUUUCAAAGGUUUGUAUUCAUCAUUCUUCAACUAUUGUGGAUUAAGGAUAUUUAGGUCAUUUGCUGCAGACGACACGCUCUCCUUGGCACAGGGUGUUUUCAAUGGCACAUAUAACGCUCUUUCGUAUUUUACUUUUGCAUUUCUGGGUUAUUUCCUAGUUGAUUAUGAAAAGGCCGGUUUGCAGGACGGUGACGAUGAUAUUCGAAGCCUAUUCUUUGUUGUUGCCUGCAUAUCAUGCAUCUCAAUCAUUGCUCCGAUCGUAGCUAUCGCAAAACGCCGCGUAAACCGAAAGAAGGUCUAUAAAAGCAGUGAAGUACAAUCCGAAUCCACAGAAGUCCAGUAAUUGCGUCAUACUAAGGGAUUUUUAUGAUUAAAAAUCUUACGUGAUUUUCUUAACUUUCAACGGUCCACGGUUUCUAUGUUAUACCUGUUUUGAGCAACUUUUUGAUCGUGUUUAUGUGGCGUUUUGAGCGUUAAUGGCUUUUUACCGUAUGACAUCGGCACUGUAAUAUGAAUAUUUGAAAGAAUACUGCGAUAAAUCAGCUGUUGUUUGUAGGCAUCCGCGGUGUUGCACUUAUUUAUUGUUGGCGUAAGCUGUGAUGGUGUGCACUGUUUGAGUAUCAUGGUCUGUUUAUUCCUGGCUUACUGCAAGUUGAGAAGCUAGUUUUGGCGUGUUAGCGUCAUUGCAGUAACAUGACACGUGUUUUUUUGUUAUUUAUGAAUACCUAGGUUUUUGUAAGCUAAGCUCUAUUGUAUCAACUGUCGUUCAAUAGAUGGAAAAAUGUUUAAAUAUGUUCUUACAGAGAUGUGGAUGGUAUAUAAAUUGGUUAUUGCGCAAAUAGACAUGUCUUGUUGUGCAGGGUGAGUUUACCGUUUAUAAACUGUAGUAGAAUGAGAUCACCGGAUGGGUAGUCUCCCAAUAGAGCAAACGUCGAUUUGUAUGGAACUGCGAUCGGUUGUUGUUAUUGUCGUGGUGGAAGAUAUUUCAGGUAUUGCUGAAGCGUGAGAAAUGUCCCAUAGGUGCUGCCAAGUUUUGUAGGCAGUGUCGGUUGAUGAGAUGCUUCCGUCCAACGCAUUUUGUUGUUAUGAAUUGCUGAUUAUGAGGGUAAUUCUAGGAAUUAAACACUUGAUGAAAUUCAUGGCAUA